Molecule: messenger RNA, 1995 nt
Organism: Lachancea meyersii CBS 8951
Lineage: Eukaryota; Fungi; Ascomycota; Saccharomycetes; Saccharomycetales; Saccharomycetaceae
Source: the annotation of a GenBank genome assembly
AUGUCUAGGAGUAUCUCGAGUGUUGUGCUCAGGAACUGUAGUCGACUAAUCUCUACCAAAGCGGAGGGAUCAAAUGUCCUCUGGUUUUACGCUACUGAUAUUCCUCUGAGGAAACCUUUCGAUGCCAAGUAUUCCGCUGGUGACAAAGAACCAAGCAAGUUUAUUCCGUUCUCAAGAGAUGACUCUACUAGACUGGAACGAAUGUUCCAAUUGGCUAGUUCUAGGAGUGACCACGAAAUCUCCAAGUUUCAAGCUGUUCCUGUGAAUGAAGACUACUUAUUUGAAGUUGACCUUACCAAACGAGAGAUGAAGCCGGCCUACUGGGAGGGACCUACUUACCAAGUACGACGUGGACUUUGGUUCAAUUCUGAGCGUCUUCCCAUUCGAGAGGACCUGGCUUCAGAGCUGGAGAAACACCGUCAAGAGCUUCUGGCAGACAAGAAUAAUCAGGUACAAUGCCAGGACUCCCACAAACAAGAGGGAUGCAGAGACGUAUUUAAGCUGUCCAAAAACCAUAAAGAGGGCAACAUGGUUUUAUACGCAGACCAACACACGGCGUUUAUUUUGCCCGAGCUUUACGGCGGCAAGCUGCAGCUAAACUGGUUGAGAAGCAACUUGGCUCAGGCUGUCCAGUUUGGAGCAUACAAAGUAGUCAGAGGAACCAACACAGAGUGCUCCUUUACAGACGUCGUGAAGCACCAUGUCCAAGCCGAGGUUCAGGACACUACCAAGAGCCUGGGUAAAGUAUCUGACCUCAUCAACUGGCAGCUCUUAGAUCUACUGACGGGACUCAAUCCAUUGAGCUCUUCUAAAGAUGUCGACAAUAAAGUCAUGGAGCAAGAAGUGGAAAGCGACUAUUCAAGAGACACUUCAGCUGGAAAAUCGAGGCGUUCCAACCACAGAGACGUGGACCAUCUGGUGUUUUGCAUUCACGGAAUUGGUCAAAACUUGGGCAAGAAGUACCAGUACGUGAAUUUCGUGCACACGGUCAACGUCCUUCGAGCCAACCUGAAAAAGAUGUAUGUCAACAGCGAUUCACUGAAGGAAAACAACAAGAAAAAGGGCCACGCAGACUGGGAAGAAAACUGUCGCGCUCAGGUAAUACCCAUUACCUGGAGGCACAAAAUAGGGUUCAAUACCGAUGAUUUGCAGGUCAACUCCGAAGAUCCCACGCUGCCGACGCUCAGCGACAUCACCGUGGAUGGCGUGAGGCCGCUGCGCAAAAUCCUGGGCGACGUGGUCCUGGAUCUUUUGCUGUAUGGGGAACCACAUUAUAAGCAUCGUAUCAUGCAGGAAGUGGCAGGACAGCUCAAUCACUUGCACAGUCUGUAUCGGGCGCGGAAUCCCAAUUUCGACGGCAAAGUGCACAUCUUGGGCCACUCGCUCGGGAGCCUGUUGAUCUUCGACAUUCUGUCGAACCAGGACAGAUAUCCUUUGGAUUUUGAAGUGGAGAACUUCUUUUCUGUGGGCUCUCCCACGGGUGUUUUCAAGCUGAUCCAAAAAACGAAGCUGGGCCAUCACAAAUCACUUUCUACUGCAACUAAAGACGAACGGCCCCAGUGUCGAAAUCUAUUCAACAUAUUUCACGUUUGCGACCCUGUCGCUUUCAGACUUGAACCUUUGGUCGACAAGUCUUUUGCCAAAUUGCAACCUGCAUACGUGCCCCACUGGUCAAGCAAUGAUUUUACAUCUAAACUAGUCGAGCUUGGGGGUUCGUUGAUUACCAACGAUUUCAAGAAAGACGCCUCUACAGUGACGAUGACAGACCGAAACAUCAAAUUACUGAAUGAAUUAAACUAUUCUGGCAGAAUCGACUACGCAUUCCAACCGAAUUUUCUCGAAGUUGAUUUGAUAUCUGCAAUUAAAGCACAUGUCAGUUAUUUCGAGGAGAUGGACCUGGCAGCAUUCGUGCUCAAACAAGUACUAGCCAAGCAUCGCAAGGUCGACACUGGAGUCCUGGCCAAGAAGCGAGGCGAGGUCGUGGACAAUGACUGA